AUGAGCAGCCUGCAGCCUCUGCCUGUUUCCUGCUGCAGCCUGAAGGAUGAGGUGUUAGGUGCAGGGGAUGUGAGCCAGGCCGAGUUAGUGGCAGCUGCAGCCUUCUGGUCACCAGGCCCCAAGCUGGCUGCCCUUUCUCUCACACUUUGUGCCCAGAAGUCAGCAAACCCUGCCCCCUUUGUGCACCUGGAGUCUCCCCGCUCCAUGUGCUGCCAUCAUCACCUCAGCCAGGGCUUGGUCCUUAUUGUGCUUGAGCGUAGCAAGUGUGACGCUACCCCAGGGCCUUUGCACAGUGCCCUCCUGCUUCCCUUCCCAGCAGCUGCCCCUCGACGGUGGUGGCUGCGCUCCUCCAGGGCCCGGGGCCUGUGUCGGGCCGGGGGAGAGGCAAGGCCACUGGCCGCGGUGGGUGUGGAGUUGGCAGAGCCGGUGGCUGGUGCUGAGGGUGGCAUGGACAUGAGCUUGAACCUAGUGGCCCGAGAGGCCACCCCAGGCCUUGUCCUGGGCCUUGACCCUUUCCCCCGGCCGGCACCCCCCAAGGUGACCAAGAAACCUAAAAAGGCUGUUCUCUUCUUUGAGGUGGAGAUUCUGGAUGCGAAGACCAGGGAGAAACUCUGCUUCCUGGACAAGGUGGAACCCCAUGCCACUAUCGCCGAGAUCAAAAACCUUUUCACCAAGAGUCAUCCACAGUGGUAUCCUGCCCGCCAGUCCCUUCGCCUGGACCCCAAGGGCAAGUCCCUGAAGGAUGAGGAUGUCCUGCAGAAGCUGCCCGUGGGCACCACAGCCACACUGUACUUCCGAGACCUUGGGGCCCAGAUCAGCUGGACGUACUACUGGGGCUUUGCUGCAUGGAUGGCCUAUUACAUCAACCACCCCCUCUACACACCCCCCACCUACGGAGCUCAGCAGGUGAAGCUGGCCCUGGCCAUCUUUGUGAUCUGCCAGCUUGGCAACUUCUCCAUCCACAUGGCCCUGAGGAACCUGCGGCCUGCAGGGUCCAAGACCAGGAAGAUCCCAUUCCCCACCAAGAACCCCUUCACCUGGCUCUUCAUGCUGGUGUCCUGUCCCAACUACACCUACGAGGUCGGGUCCUGGAUCGGCUUCACCAUCAUGACACAGUGUCUCCCAGUGGCUCUCUUCUCCCUGGUGGGCUUCACUCAGAUGACCAUCUGGGCCAAGGGCAAGCACCGAAGCUACCUGAAGGAGUUCCGCGACUACCCGUCCCUGCGCUCGCCCAUCAUCCCCUUCCUGCUCUGA
Messenger RNA from Elephantulus edwardii (Cape elephant shrew), 1254 nucleotides. It is a transcript of the gene TECR, whose product is annotated as trans-2,3-enoyl-CoA reductase. Lineage: Eukaryota; Metazoa; Chordata; Mammalia; Macroscelidea; Macroscelididae. Gene Ontology annotation, molecular function: oxidoreductase activity, acting on the CH-CH group of donors. The transcript is spliced from 11 exons. Bases 1 to 1254 code for a protein of 417 amino acids. The record is from RefSeq and is a predicted model, not a curated record. Gene Ontology annotation, biological process: very long-chain fatty acid biosynthetic process.